AUGGUGUCGACGUGGUGUGUGUUCCUAGCCCUGAUUAGUUGCUCUGUGACCCAGGCCGCCAGUGGCUGUCCAAAGACACCAUCAGAAUGUGGAGGCGCCAACACAAAUGGAAACAUCAUCGACCUGCAAGAGCCGCAAAAGCCUGGCCCGUUUCAUGACUUGACCAAAGCUGAAACGACUGAGGUAAGCAAUGACUUGACCAAAGCUGAGAUGACUGAGGUAAGCAAUGACUUGACCAAAGCUGAGAUGACUGAGGUAAGCAAUGACUUGACCAAAGCUGAGAUGACUGAGGUAAGCAAUGACUUGACCAAAGCUGAGAUGACUGAGGUAAGCAAUGACUUGACCAAAGCUGAGAUGACUGAGGUAAGCAAUGACUUGACCAAAGCUGAGAUGACUGAGGUAAGCAAUGACUUGACCAAAGCUGAGAUGACUGAGCUCCGUAAGUUCCUGGAGAAAGAUCCUAAUAUCCGAGCCGCCAACACGAGCACAGCCACCGUCAGCUCCAGCUUUAUCUACAUGGCUGAUCUGUACCUGCCUAAGAAAUCAGAGGUUCUCAAAUUCCUGGAUUCUAUGGGUAAGCAACCUGCCAGGUAUGCACGUGUGAUGAUGAAUCGUGGUGACCUUGACCCCCCUGUGGUAGAAGAAUAUGUCUGUGGACCUCUGCCUGGCGUCAAAAGUUGCGACCUGCUUAAGAUUAGAAACAGAAGGAACCCAGUCGAGUUCUCUUUGAGGUUGUUCAGUAAAAUGGACUUUGAUGCCAUCAGUGAACACAUAUUUCAACCUCUCGAUGUUCAAGUGGGUCACAUUCUGCGUGAAAGCUACAACGCAACGUUUACAGGCUGUGCUUCUAACCCUAGCGACUGUCUGGGCACCAACCCCAUACCCGUGGGUACAGGGCUGUUGAACAGCACUAACCAAAGGCGAAUGUGGCUGUUCGCCAUGUACAAUAUCCCCUUCUACCUACUGCACCCUGUCGACUUUGGCGUCCUGUGUAACCUCGAGGGUUCGAAUCCCAGAAAGUGGAAGGUGGAGAAGAUUUGGUACGCUGGCAGGAUAUACGACACUGUGGAAGAGCUGGUAGACGGAUACAACAAUCACAAAAUCCCCACGGUGCAAGUGGUCAAGCCAAAAGAGACCAACAAACUAUUUAGCACUUUGUACAGACGAGGACAGCCUUUACCCAAGAAACCACAGAGAGCACCGGUACAGGUAGAGCCAGACGGCAAGAGGUACUCACUCAAACACAGGAAGGUGGAGUAUAUGGGCUGGACCUUCAACUUCCGGAUGUCAGCACUGACUGGACCUUCGCUCUAUGACGUCAGGUUUAAAGGGGAGAGAAUCGCUUACGAGUUUGGUCUGGCUGAGAUAUCGGUGUUUUAUUCCGGUGGGGCCCCUAUGUCACAAAUAACAAACUACGUGGACAGUGGCGUGCUACUGGGGUCUCACUCCAAGUCCAUGGUACCGGGGGGUGACUGCCCUGAGUUCUCUACCCUUGUCAACCAGACAUUCUGGAGUCAGCACCAAGACGAACCUGGAGUCUUUGACGCCACUUUCUGUCUGUUCGAGAUCAACAACGGUUACCCGCUUAGGAGACACUCGUCCUAUGAGAAGGAAGCUGGUUCGUUCUAUGGUGGCAUGUUGGAUUCCGUACUCACACUAAGGUUUGUUGUAUGGCUGCAUGUUGGAUUCUGUUUGUUCUAUGGCGGCAUGUUGGAUUCUGUACUCACACUAAGAUCCGCGUUGACAAUUGGCAACUAUGAUUACAUCAUAGACUUCAUCUUCCAUCAAAAUGGCGUUGUCGAGGCGAGAUUAAUGAGCACAGGUUACAUCCAGUCCAGCUUUUACUCUGACCUUGAGAAGUCCUAUGGCUUUAAACUUGAGAAAUCACUGACCGGAAGUGUCCACCACCACAUGGCCCACUUUAAAGCUGACCUGGAUGUGGGUGGUACGUCUAACCGUUAUGAGACUCUGGACAUCGUCAACGAAGUAGUUUCAAUCAGAGAGAACCCAGGCAUGAUGUACCAGCAAACAAAGUACACGAGAAACCUGAAGAAAACGGAGCGAGAAGCUGUCUACGACUACAACUUUCACACGCCAAAGUAUCUUGUCGUACACAACGAGGCCAAGAAAUCCAAAUUUAAUGAGCUCAAGGGUUACAGAAUUCAGCUAAACGGCAUCUCUCACAACCUGUUGCCACGUGACCAGGGAAAUGAGCGCACCAUCCCCUGGGCACGGCACCAGAUGGUGGUCACCAGACACAAGGACGACGAGAUCUGGUCUAGCUCCAACUACGGCAUGUUUGACGGCCUUGACCCUGUGGUCAACUUCACCAAAUUUUAUGAUGACGACGAAGACAUUGUUGACCAGGACCUGGUAUUCUGGCUGACUGGGGGCAUGCAUCACAUCCCCCACACUGAAGACCUGCCUGUGACCCCAACUGUAGGCAAUCACUUGACCUUCUUCUUGCUGCCCUACAACUAUUUCGAUGAGUGUCCGUCAAUGGGUUCACGGGAUGCAAUGUAUAUCAAACACAUUGACCCACGUGACCCCACCAAAGGUGUUACUGUUGACAGGAACGGCAACUCUAAAGAUCAGUGCGUCAUCCCGAAGUCAACCCUUGAGAAUGACGUCAGAGACAACCCUGACCUUGUCCUUGAGAGCAGGAGAAAGAAUUUUGUUUACUAA
Molecule: messenger RNA, 2685 nt
Organism: Physella acuta
Lineage: Eukaryota; Metazoa; Mollusca; Gastropoda; Physidae
Product: putative amine oxidase [copper-containing]
Biological process (GO): amine metabolic process
Cellular component (GO): plasma membrane
Molecular function (GO): copper ion binding; primary methylamine oxidase activity; quinone binding
Source: RefSeq, a predicted model, not a curated record